AUGGCUGAUGCAGACAAGGAGUACGGCUUCCCGGAUGACGCCGGCGCCGAUGACGACCAGUCCAUCAUAUCGACUCGAGGCCUCGAGGCCUUGGGCCGCAAGGUCACAACCACCGCCUCCCACCUCAUCGUCCCCAACGCCGAGGCUGCUGCCAGCCACUACCAGACGGCCAUGGCCCAGGUUCACAGGCAGCUCAGGCGCCCGGCCGUCCAACGCAGCGUCUUCUCCAUGGCACGGACGACACCGACCGACAUGGUGCGCGCGAAGCUGUCCACGACCGAGAUCCAACACCGCGCCUUGACCCGCCUCCCCGACGAGCUGCUAUCCAACAUCCCAGACCACGAUAACUCCUACUCGCUCUUCCAGGGCUUCCAGGCCAGCUUCCCCAACCUGACGGUUGAGGGCAAGAAGCAUCGCCGCCGGGUGUCGAGGGGUAGGAAGCUGCUCGAGGAUGGCACCGCUGCUGGAGGGAGGGCCAAAAGUCUGAACCAGCUGAAAAAGGAGAGGGCAUCCAUGAUGCACGAGUUUGAGCUUCUCGGAAUCCGCAAAAACAUGUCGAGCAGCGAGAUUCGCGAUAUUGACAACAAGAUUGCCAACCUGCACGGCAUGCGAAGGAUAAUACUCGACAGGCUGGCCGGACUCGAACAGGAGGAAGCACUGCUGGAGCACGACAUCAUGGAUGCCGAGGCGCGGCUAGAGGAGGCCCAGGCGCUCGCGGAUGAGGCAGAGAGCAUCGCGCAAAGCACACCCUCGAAAGACGAGGCAGACCUUGUCGGGGACGCCGACGAUCACGACGCCGGCUUCAUGUCUCAAUCCGUCUACGAGAAGCUGCCGGCAUCGGCAAACAGCACACCCACGCGCAGAAAAAGAGUCCAUCGGCGAAAAUCGAUGCCUAUCCUACACGAGCACUUCGAGGCUGGGUCCAACAUCCGCGAGAUUCGCGCGCACCGAGAUAACAUUACCGCCCUGGACUUCGAUGGGCCCUUUGGCACCAUGGUGACUGCCGCGCUGGACGACACGGUCAAGGUCUGGGACCUCAACGCCGGCCGGUGCAUGGGCUUCCUCGAGGGCCAUACGGCGUCGGUCCGCGCGUUGCAAGUCGCGGACAACAUUCUGGCUACGGGAUCGGCAGACGCCACCAUUCGGCUGUGGGACCUCAGCAGAUCACACUAUGAUCCACACGGCAGUCAGUUUGGCAAGGAAGCCGAGGACGAGGAGGCUAUUGCCUUUGAGAACCCCGACGACCAGCCGAUUGACCCGCCCCAAGGCAGCAUGGACGACUGCGCCCUCUUCACGCUCGAGGCCCACGUCGACGAGGUGACGGCGCUUCACUUUAGGGGAGACAUCAUGGUGUCUGGCUCGGCGGACAAGACGCUGCGCCACUGGGACCUGGAAAAGGGCCGGUGCGUGCAGACGCUCGACGUCAUGUGGGCCGCUGCCCAAGCCUCGGCGACGAGCGUCUCCGACGGCUCCUGGAGGCCGGCCGGGCGGUCGCAGGCCGGCUCGUCAGACUUUGUCGGUGCCAUACAAGUCUUCGAAUCUGCCCUGGCCUGCGGCACGGCUGAUGGCAUGGUCCGACUCUGGGACCUCCGGAGUGGGCAGGUCCAUAGGAGCUUGGUGGGCCAUACCGGGGCCGUAACGUGCUUGCAAUUCGACGACGUCCACCUGGUGACGGGAAGUCUGGACAGGAGCGUCAGAAUAUGGGAUCUCCGGACGGGGUCGAUCCACGACGCGUACGCUUACGACAGCCCCAUCACGAGCAUGAUGUUCGACGCCCGCAGGAUAGUGUGCGCGGCCGGGGAGGACGUGGUCAAGGUGUACGAUAAGGUCGAGGGCAGGCAGUGGGACUGCGGAGCGGGCAUCGUCGAGGCCGAGGAGGGCAAAAACCCUGCCGUCGUGGAGCGUUCAGGCGGCAUGGAUGCGAUCCGUGCGCGGCUCCUGUCGCGGUAUCUGGAGGCCGCAAACACCAUCGCGGAUGCAAAAGCAUCAACCCCCACUGGUGACAACGGAGGCUCCGCGUCUACUACUGACGCGACUCGGCCGUCGGACAGCGAGGCGCAUGUCGCCGGGACCGACACCCAAGCCACGGCCAUGGAAAAGCUCCUCCAGCGCCAGGCCGCCCUGGUGGCCCGGAUCCAUGGGGGCUUCGUGGCCGAGGGAGGGACGAGUCGGUCACACGGGGUCGACGAGGAGCUGCUCCAGCGGAGGCUCGACGACGUGGCUUCGGUUGCCAUGGGCAUGUUUUACGCGUACCGCUUCGAUCGCGUCCCGUACUACUGGCGGUGCCUGUACACCGAGGCUCUGGUCCUUUCCACGCACCGCCGCGUCCUCGAGGCGCUGUGCGUCCAUGAUGGGCGCCUCGACUCCGGCGUCUUGGACCUUGUGGUCGAGAGCCUGGACAUGGCCCUCAUCACCACGGGCGGGGCUAGUAGGAGGCUGGGAGCGUCGUGGAUUGAGACGACGCUGCAGAUCCUGGAAGAGUUCUGGGCCGCCUGUGGGGACGGAGAGCAGGAGGAGCAGACAGAAGAACGGUCGCCGAAACGACAAAAGCGGAUGGAAAGCAACAACGGCUCACUAGCCACCGCUCCGUCAGGUCGCAUCUUUUCGACCCACGAGCCGUAUGGGCGGCCGCCGAUGAGCGCCGGCAAGGAAUGUCCACGGCACGCCGACUGGACGCUCGACAGGUUCGAGGAGUACAUGCACCAGGACGGAGGGAAUCCCCGGCCGGUCGUGUUUACGGACCUCAUCGACGGCUGGCCCGCCCUCACGGACCGGCCGUGGAACAAGCCCGCGUACCUCCUCUCCAGGACGUUUGGUGGCCGCCGGCUCGUCCCCGUCGAGGUUGGGCGGAGCUACGUCGAUGAAGGCUGGGGCCAGGAGCUCAUUCCGUUUCGCCAGUUUCUCGUCCAAUACGUCGAUCCGAGACUACGGCAGUCGAGCGACGGCGGCGGCGACGACAACAGCGAUGAUGGUGAUAGUGACAGGGCCGAGCCCAGCCAAGUCGGCUAUCUCGCGCAGCACAACCUCUUCCACCAGAUCCCCAGCCUGCGCAACGACACCACCAUCCCCGACCACUGCUGGGCCGCGGUCCCGCCCCAUCCCACCUCGCCCUCCAAGGACCAGCCGCGCCUCGACACGCCCCAGCUCAACGCCUGGUUCGGCCCCGCCGGCACCAUCACCCCCCUCCACACCGACGCCUACCACAACCUCCUCUGCCAGGUUGUCGGCACCAAGUAUGUCCGCCUCUACCUGCCUGCCGCCACGCCGCACAUGCAGCCCCGCGCGCCCGAGCACGGCGUCGACAUGAGCAACACCAGCGGUCUCGACCUCGGCGUCGUCGAGGGCUGGGACCGGCCGCCGCCCGCAGGCGAGGAUGAGGGCGAAGACGAGGACGCGGACCAGCGUCUGCUGGAGGCGAGAGAGCGGCUCAGGGGCCUUGAUUAUAGAGAGUGCGUCCUACGACCGGGCGAUGCCUUGCUGAUUCCUAUCGGGUGGUGGCAUUACGUCAGGAGUCUAAGCAUCAGUUUCAGCAUCAGCUUCUGGUGGAACUAG
Hirsutella rhossiliensis is the source of this 3552-nucleotide messenger RNA. Its product is annotated as cupin-like domain-containing protein. The record is from RefSeq and is a predicted model, not a curated record. Gene Ontology annotation, cellular component: preribosome, large subunit precursor. Gene Ontology annotation, molecular function: protein binding. The coding region runs from base 1 to 3552 and encodes 1183 amino acids. NCBI's taxonomy places the organism in Eukaryota, Fungi, Ascomycota, Sordariomycetes, Hypocreales, Ophiocordycipitaceae. The transcript is spliced from 5 exons.